CUGAUCGGUGAAUGUUGAUUUGUAUGUUUCCGGUUAAAUAUUUUAGAACAUUAUUUUUUCACUUUUGCAUGGAUUACAAAUUUGAGUCAUUUGUCAUUACUCCUGUAAGCUUUGUCGUGUAAUUUCUCUAAAUGAUGCCAAUGGUGUCACCUGAGCACAGGCCGCGCAUCUGUGAAGUUGACAUUUGCAAGCCUUAUCAGUUGACAAGACAGGACAGGUUGUCUUAUGCCUGGAUGUUGCUCUGAUGUUGCAAUAUGUAGAUAUUUUGUAAUGGAUUUCUUUAGAAUUGCUGUCGGUAGCCUAUUUCAUCGUUUAGACCACCCCGCAGAAAUUGCCUGACCUUCGAAAAUGAAAAGCCUAAUGUUAAAUGAAAGCAUAUCAAUAUUCUAAUGUCAAUCCAUGUAACUUAUUUAUAAUCUAUUAUUGAUAUCGUAGACGUUGGAGCUGCAGAGUGGUGUCAUUUGCCCUUACAGGAAGACAAGACCAUGGCAGGGACAGCGCGACACGACCGGGAGAUGGCGAUAAACGCCAAGCGUCAGUUAUCGGCUACCUCAGAUCCUGUGGAGCGGUUGAGGCUCCAGUGUUUGGCAAGGGGGUCAGCUGGAAUCAAAGGACUGGGCAGGACUUUCAGGAUUAUGGAUGAUGACAACAGCCGUACUUUGGAUCUGAAGGAGUUUCUGAAGGGGUUAAAUGACUAUGGCGUUCUGAUAGAAAAGGAAGAAGCUCUUAAACUGUUCCAGCACUUUGACAGAGAUGGCAGCGGCCAGAUUGACUUUGAUGAGUUUCUGAUUACACUAAGGCCACCCAUGUCCAAUGCUAGGAAAGAGGUGAUCAUGCAGGCGUUUAGAAAGCUCGAUAAGACAGGCGAUGGGGUCAUAACCGUUGAAGAUCUUCGGGGCGUGUACAAUGCCAAAAACCAUCCUAAAUAUCAAAAUGGAGAAUGGACAGAAGACCAAAUAUUCCGACAGUUUCUGAACAGUUUUGACUCCCCCGAUGACAAGGAUGGAAAGGUGACCAAAGAGGAGUUCUUGAACUACUACUGUGGAGUCAGUGCCUCCAUCGAGAGUGACGUCUAUUUCAUUCUGAUGAUGAGAAAUGCCUGGAAACUCUGAUUGUGCCAUACCAAUAACCCAUGUGCCUAUUUACUAAUUAAUUCUCAAUGUGUACUGUGUAUGAAAAUGAUGUAUGCCACAAUGUUAUAUGGAAACCUUCAAGGGGGGAAAAGUUAUAUUAUGCUGUAUAAUUUUGAAAAACUCUUGAAUUGAAAGCUUUUUGAAAGCUCUUGAACAUUGUAGUUGUUCUUUAUUGCUUAAGAGCUGUAAUCAUUCGUAUGAUCUGCAGUAAUGCCUUUCAUUUUACUUUCAAGAUCAUGUUUUUGGUAAACUUUGUACUGUGUAGUUGAGUGUUUAUUGUACCUCAAUAACAAGCCUUUGCAGUGUGAUUUCAUCAUCUUGCGGAGCUGUGUAGCAUUUAGUUGUGUAACAAUCAGUCAUCACAUCUCUGAAGUGUGAGAAUACACAGUAAACACUACUUGACAGGAGUCUGUAUUUUAGUUGUGCCUGACUAAUUAAAAGUCUAGAUGAUAUUA
Alosa alosa (allis shad) is the source of this 1588-nucleotide messenger RNA. RefSeq names its product calcyphosine-like b (gene capslb). Gene Ontology annotation, molecular function: calcium ion binding. The record is from RefSeq and is a predicted model, not a curated record. Lineage: Eukaryota; Metazoa; Chordata; Actinopteri; Clupeiformes; Clupeidae. The transcript is spliced from 4 exons. Bases 486 to 1112 code for a protein of 208 amino acids.